AUGGCUAAAGCCAUGCCAUCACUUCGGAUCUUGUUACAACCUCGACCAUUCUAUCGCGAACGAUACAAACGUGAAACCAAUCCUCGACAAAACCGAGCCCAACGUUUUAUCCAUGGCGAAGUAAAUACAAAUGGUUUGGUUUAUCCAACAAUUGAGAUUCCGCACGAAUGGCUUCAAAAAAGAUCAUUAAAAUACUUCAUUCGUGUCGGACUUGUUACUGUUCCUAGUGAACAGGUGCAUAAUGUAUGCGUACAUCCUUACAAGAUCGCUUCGGACGAUCCUGCUAUCAUUUCUGAUAAAGCAACAAACUCAUUGUAUUUUCCACUAUCAGACGGAGAAUUCCAAACUGGUCGAAAAAGUUUUCAAUUUUGUAUACAAAAGCUGACUCAUCAUGAAAUAGUGGAACAUGGAGCACUGAGAAUUCACAAUUCUGAAAACUUCCAUACAUUGGAUGCAAACUACUGCAUGGAUGCAAAGAAAAUUAUCGAAUAUUAUCAAUUAUCACAGUCACGCCUGUUUUUUUCUUUAGCUGCUUUUGAACCUGAAUGUCCUACUGCCUUUCCAGUAACAUACAAUAUCUCAACUGUUUAUUCACACGUAAUAACUGGUACGAAAAUAUCGACGAAUGAUAACGAUGCCUGUUUUCGAUAUUCACCACAAAAAGGUGAUUGUCAAGGCGGCGAUGAAAUAUUGAUGUUCAUUCCACAACUUGACAGAAGAAAGAGAUUACACAUUCGAUUCGAACAUCCUGCCAUUGAUCAACGAGCAUUAGUUCAGCGAGAGUUUGUUGAUGAAAAAACAAUCGCGUUUUUAACGCCACCAUGUCCAGAACGAUUAACAAGAGACAAACCAACACUGACGAUUCCGAUUGUUAUCAAUAUCAAUGACGUUGAAAUCAAUCGAGUUCACUUUACGUAUAUAUCAUUAUCAAAAUGUCUCAUGUGUGAUUUCGAUCUAGCGUCUUCCAAUAUAACACCCUCCACCACUCGAAAACGGCCACAUGGCGAUUUUGAAGAGAACACAGAUGAUGAUGAUGAUGAUGAUCCAUUUCUUGAAAUACCAUCCAAUCAAACAAAUAAAGAUCAUGAAAAUUCAACUCUGAUCAGAGAACUAUGGACAUUAACUGAAUCAGAAGAUCCAUUUUCCGUAUUGGCAAAUCAUAUGAAACAAAGGAAUCCACAAGUACUGUUCGACCUGAUCGAAAACACGAAUGGUUUUCUCGAACAAACAAAUUUACAAGGAGAAGCACCACUGCUAGUCGCAGCAAAAUUUAAUCAGAUCGAACUGAUCAAACGAAUCCUACACAAACGUCCAGAACUUGUCAAGCAAACUGAUAAAUUAGGUAAUAACAUAUUUCAUAACAUUGCUCGAACGGCUGAUGCUACUGCAGCGAACACAAUUGAAUUUGUUCUAAAAAAAUUGCAACCUGACACAAAAAAGUCUCUCCUGGAACAAAUCAAUGCCGAACACCAAACACCAAAGCAAGUCGCCGCAUAUCACAACAAUGAACAAUGUAUCAGUUUAUUAUCAUCAUAA
Adineta ricciae is the source of this 1536-nucleotide messenger RNA. Lineage: Eukaryota; Metazoa; Rotifera; Eurotatoria; Adinetida; Adinetidae. The record is from the annotation of a GenBank genome assembly.